Messenger RNA from Populus trichocarpa (black cottonwood), 741 nucleotides. RefSeq lists its product as uncharacterized. Bases 103 to 567 code for a protein of 154 amino acids. Gene Ontology annotation, molecular function: microtubule binding. Gene Ontology annotation, biological process: chromosome segregation; cell division; mitotic cell cycle. The record is from RefSeq and is a predicted model, not a curated record. Gene Ontology annotation, cellular component: outer kinetochore; spindle microtubule. Lineage: Eukaryota; Viridiplantae; Streptophyta; Magnoliopsida; Malpighiales; Salicaceae. The transcript is spliced from 5 exons.
UUCAAAAAUCCCAAAAUCAAAUUCAGGACUGGGCGGGCAACAACAAAUACAAAUCCAUCUUCUCCUCCACAAAAAAAAACCCUAAAAUCAGACAACUAAGAAAUGGGCCACCGCCACGUCCACCACCAAGCAACCGACAGUUUAGUAAACCUCUUCACGAAGGCAAACAACGAUCUUACUCUUGUCCAACUCAAGCUCGAGAGAGAAUUUCAACAGAUCUACCCUGACAAUGCAAAUCCAGUGAAGCUGGUUAAUAGAAUAAAGAAAGUACAAGGAGAUUUGACAGUCUUGAAGGAUCAGUGUCAAGAGCUUCUUGCAGCUAAACAGGAUUUGAUUGAUAAGGCGCGGACGGUUCUUGUGGGGAAUAGGAAUUUGAUACAGAGGAUGGAAGUGUCGAUAGGGGUUGAUGUUACUGGUGAUGCCGAGGAUCCUGCAUUUGUAAACUUCAAUCAGAUUAUUGAUGAGUGGACGACUCAGGUCAGAGCAAGAACAGGGGAUGAGAAGCACGAUUCUGACGCUGAGGAUAUCAACAAGUUGCUUUUCUCAGCCAUAGUUCAAAACAAUUAAACAGUUUUUUUUAUAAUUAAAAAAAAAAAAGCUUGGUGGAGCCGAGAAGUCCUGCAUUUUGUGUUUGUAAAAACAGCUUGUUUGUAUCAAAACGCUCCUGUAAAAAAACAGCAUGGCUAUGUAAACAUAUUGUAGCUGAAAUCUCAAGUUUAUCGCCCCCUUCUACGUGAUUUA